CGUACCGAGUUUAAUAUCACAAAAUGACAGCCAAGCUUGUAGUAUUCCUGUGCGCGGUUGCGACCGCCCGCGCUGGAGGCUUAUACGGAGCCACUUACGGGGCUUCGUACGCCGCUCCCGUUGCCACAUACGCCGCGGCCCCCGUAGCGUCAUACGCCGCUGCCCCUGUCGCCUCAUACGCUACAUACGCAGCAGCCCCCGUCAUCAAGAGCUAUGCCGCUCCUGCCAUUUCAACAUACGCCGCUCCCGCUGUGGCAUACUCCGCUCCCGUCGUGAAGGCUGUUGCACCCGCUGUGUCGACAGUUUCGUCAUACUCUACCCACACCGCCCACGCUACUCCCGUGGUUGCUAAGACCUACGCGGCAUACGCUGCUCCCAGCUACGCUACUUACGCGGCAGCUCCAGUCUACAAGAGCUAUGCGGCUCCCGCUAUUUCAUACGCCGCCCCGUCCUACUCCACCUAUGCGUCCGCCCCGAUCGUAAAGAGCUAUGCUGCCCCAGCGGUUUCAUACUCUGCUCCUCUUAGUUACGCCGCCCACGCUGCUCCCGUUGCGACUUACGCUUCGGCCCCUGUGUACAAAUCAGCAGUCACAUACUCAGCUGCGCCUGCGUACGCUUACGGCGGUCUUGCCGGUCACGGCUGGUGAUCACUUAACCAUUGUGUACAAAUUUAGUCUUAUGUCAUUUGUAUAUUUAUUUUUAUACAACGCGAAUAAAAUUUAAAAAAUCAA
Messenger RNA from Nymphalis io (European peacock), 731 nucleotides. RefSeq names its product cuticle protein 16.5-like. The coding region runs from base 24 to 647 and encodes 207 amino acids. The transcript is spliced from 2 exons. The record is from RefSeq and is a predicted model, not a curated record. Lineage: Eukaryota; Metazoa; Arthropoda; Insecta; Lepidoptera; Nymphalidae.